AUGGCUUCCAGCCAAAGCCACUGCUAUGAGACAUCAUCCUCCAAGGUCUACGUCUUUCGCUGUGGCACCUGGGAGGAUCGGCCCAUCGAAGAUCUUUUGCCAGGGGAUUUGAUCUCCCUCCACACCAAGUUGGUGAAUCUAAGGGCGGAUGAGCAUCAGCCUGAGACAGAGGGAGAGAAGCCACCUGAGAAGAAGGAUCGGCAGAUGAUUUUCGACACCUUGGUGCCCUGCGAUUGUCUCAUCAUCAACGGAAGCGCCAUUGUAAAUGAGGCGACCCUGACAGGUGAGUCAGUGCCGCAGAUGAAAGAUGCCAUGGGCCAUGGCACUGACCCGGACUUGGUGGUGGAUUGCUUUGGAACCCACAGGAUCCAUGCGCUCUUCAGUGGCACAUCCUUGAUCCAGACCACUGCUCCCGAACGCGUGCGGAAGAGCAAGAGCGACCACUCGGAUCCCACUUGUCCGCCGGACGAGGGCAUCCUUUGCUUCGUGCUGCGGACUGGCUUCAACUCUUCUCAGGGCGAACUCAUGCGGAUGAUCGAGUUCUCCACCGAAAGUGUGGGUGCUGAUGUGGUCGAGACGGCCUUACAGUUGGCCUUCCUCUUAGUCUUCGCUUUAGUGGCGGCCGGUUACGUCAUGAAGAGCCUGAGCUGUGAGCUGAAGGCGUCGGAGGACCCCACGCGGCCGACCUACAAGACCCUCAUCCGUUGCACUCAGCGCCUUGGUCUGGCGCUCCGACCUGCGACCGACGCGACCGCUGCGGGGCGGAAGCCUGGUGCGGAGAGUGCGGUGCGGAGAGUGCCAGGGAUUAUUACUUCCGUGGUGCCGCCCUCCUUGCCCAUGCAGAUGGCCUUCGCCGUGAAUACCGCGCUGAUGAGCCUGCUGAAGCCGGGGGGUGGCAUCUAUUGCACCGAGCCAUUUCGCGUGCCCUACGCUGGACGUGUGUCGCAUUGCUUCUUCGACAAGACUGGCACUUUGACUUCAGAUCAAAUGGUGGCCGUGGGCAUCAUCAAUGCAGGCAGCGACGAAGCACAACACGACCCCGGACAGGUGAAAGAUGCCAAUCCGAUGGCCUGUGUGGUCAUUGCUGGCUGCCAUUCCCUGAUCGAGGUGGAGAACAAGCUCCUGGGAGAUCCCAUCGAAGUUGCGGCCCUGCGAAGUAUCUCUUGGAGCUACCAGCCCAGUAGCAGCACCGCUUCUCCAACCAAUUGGAGGGCGAAGGAGAUCACCAUUGCUCGGCAAAAGACCUACAUGGCUGGAUUGAAAGAUGAUAUUGAGUCAGACAAGAAGGAGAAGGAAGAGGUCACGAAGAAGCUUCAAGAGCUUGAGAAGAGCUGCUGGACUGCGCUUGGAAUUCACUUGUUUCGGUUGGCGACUGAAGCGACCGCAGGUUAUCAUUUCUCUUCUGACUUGCAGAGGAUGAGCACGAUUUGCAAAGUCGCUUCUUCAACUGAGAAGUGCCAAAGCGGUGUCUAUAGCUUGGUCAAAGGCUCCCCCGAGGCGAUCGCCAAGCUCUUGGUGCAGAAACCGUCUUGGUACGAGAGCUCCUACAAGUCCAUGGCGGAGCAGGGCCAGCGAGUGUUGGCCUUGGGCUAUGCACGUUUAGUGGAUGCCACCGACCUGGCGAACAAGCCGAGGGAGGAGGUGGAGAAGUCCUUGACCUUUGCGGGAUUCAUUGCCUUCAAGUGUGAGACGCGGAAGGAUAGCAUGUUGGUGAUCCGUUCCCUACAGGACUCCAGCCACACUUGCGUGAUGCUCACGGGCGAUGCUCCCCUGACCGCUCUCAGCGUGGCGGUGGAGGUGGGCAUCGCGACCUUUGAUCCACAGAAGGCCCUGGUGCUGGCGGAGUGUGGCGAGUCUGUGGAGUGGAGCUUAGUGUUGCGGGGACAGUCCAAGGACUGGGAGUGGCGACCCGCCAUCACUUCGGCCAACAGCAAGGCAGAGCCCGUGAAGUUCGAGGCAUCAGGGAUCCAGAAGCUCAGUGAGAGCUGCGAUUUGAUCAUCACCGGCGCGCCCCUGGAGCGUGCCUGGCAGAUGGAGGACAGUGCAGUGAUGCAGGCACAGCUCAGUAGCGUGAAGAUCUUUGCGCGGCUGUCGCCCUUCCAAAAGGAGCAGAUCAUCCAGGCAGUGAGGAGGAGCGAAAAGAGCUACUCCUUUAUGUGCGGGGAUGGUGGCAACGAUGUGGGCGCCCUAAAGGAGGCUGGCCGUUUGAAGGCGGAUGUGGGCUUAGCCUUGCUGAGCGGCUUCGGCAAUGCCAACGUGGACGCGAAGGGCGAGGAGGGGGACAAGAAGGAGGCCACAGACGGGAAGGCGGAAGACGCGCUGGAAGCGGUUCGAAAAGAGAACCAGCAGAAGGCGCAGGAGAUCAUGCAGAAGUCGAAGGUGGAGAUGGAACGGAAGCGAAAGGAUUUGGUCUCCAAGCAGCAGGAAUGGAUCCAGGACGGCCACGUCGUGAGUUCCGCGUUUCCGCUGCGUCGCGGCGCCGCGGCCUCGGUGCGCUCGGACGCUGCGAGGGAGGAGUUGGAAGCGCGCAAGGCGCGCGGCGAGGACGUGGGCGUCAUGGCGCAGUUCGGUGCCAUGAAGGCCGUGAUGGGCCGACUGCAGACGGAGAUGAAGAAGGAGCAGGAGAUGCAGCAGAAGAAGCAUGGCAACGCCUUUGCUGCUGGAGCAGCCAAAUGGGCUGAAGGACUGGAUUCCAUGGAGGACACGCCCAUGGUGCAGCUUGGGGACGCCAGCACCGCGGCGCCCUUUACCACGCGCACGCCCUCCAUCAGCUCCGUCGUUGACAUCAUCCGCCAGGGCCGCUGUACCUUGCUGUCGGCAGUGCAGCAGAUGCAGAUGAUGAUGCUGGAGUCCAUGAUUGCAGCCUACACCAUGUCCACCAUGUCCGUGGAUGGUACUCGACCCUCAGAGCCGCAGAUGAUGGCCAGCGGUGUCUUCGUGGGAAUCGCCUCCUUGGCCUUCUCCUUCGCCAGGCCGCUCGACCGGAUGCAUCCGGUGCGGCCGCUCUCCUCGGUGUUCCAUCCGGCCAACCUCUUCAGUAUGCUGGGGCAGCUGGCGAUUCACCUCUUCUGCAUGGUGUACAUUGCCAACCUAGCAAAGGAAGUGAUGGGUGAAGAGGCCGUGCGAGACAUCAUCGAGUUCGAAAAGGAGCGGAACAAGAGGAUUGAGGCAAUGACGGAGGAAGAGAUGAGCGAAUGGAACUGGUUUAGCUCGGUGCCCUUCAAGAGCAAUCUCCUGAACACCUGCUGCUGGUUGGUCGAAACGGCGCAGCAGGUCUCAGUGAUCUUUGUGAACUACAAGGGACGACCCUGGAUGAAAGGCCUCCUGGAAAACCAGCCGCUUUUCCUCUCCCUCUUCGUGUGCAUCGGCAUGGUCGCUGUUUGCGCGUGGGGCGUGAUACCCUUCUUGAACUCGACUCUGAACCUCGAGGUCGUCCCCGAGGAGCUACGGAUGAAGGCCGGGAGCUACGGAGUGGUGGAGGACGGUCAACUGGAGACAUGUCCAGCCCCCCUCGGAUUGAAGAGCCUUGAAACAUCGUUAAAAUCACCCAAAAGGGAUCCAGUCGUAUCGAUUGGAGACACUGUGUAG
Molecule: messenger RNA, 3588 nt
Organism: Durusdinium trenchii
Lineage: Eukaryota; Dinophyceae; Suessiales; Symbiodiniaceae
Source: the annotation of a GenBank genome assembly